AUGGGGAUGCUUCCAGAGAAAAUCCAAAGCUGGGUUUCUGAAUUUGUGCUGCUUGGCUUCUCCAGUGACCCCAUGUCCAACAGGGUCCUUUUCUUUGUCUUCCUUCUCCUCUACCUGAGCUCAGUGCUGGGCAAUGGGCUCAUCGUUGCCCUCAUCUGCCUGGACACACAUCUCCACACUCCCAUGUACUUCUUCCUCUUUGUCCUCUCGGUGCUGGAUAUGAGCUACAUCACCACCACCGUGCCCCAGAUGUUGGUACAUCUUCUGGCUCACUCUCGGACCAUCUCCUCUGCUGGCUGUUGGCUGCAGAUGUAUGUGUUUUGUGCUCUGGGACUGACCGAGUGCAUCUUCUUUGUAGUCAUGGCUUAUGACCGCUAUGUGGCCAUUUGCUAUCCUCUGCGUUAUACCAUCAUUCUCAACUGGAGACUGUGCACACAGUUGGCAGCUGGGACAUGGGCCUGUGGUUUCCUCUUCUCUCUGGUCCAUACCUUCCUCACUAUGAGGCUGCCAUACUGUGGGCCUAAUAGGCUCAACCACUACUUCUGUGAAGGGCCCUCCGUGCGGAACUUGGCUUGCACAGACACCCAGCUGAUUGACAUGGUGGACCUGAUCAUCAGUGUCUUUGUGGUUGUCACCCCACUCUCCCUCAUUCUGGCCUCUUACAUUCAUAUCACCCUGGCCAUUCUCAAGAUCAAGUCCACCCAGGGCCGCUGCAAGGCUUUUUCCAUCUGUGCCUCCCACCUGACUGUGGUCACACUCUUCUAUGCUCCAGUGACUUACAUCUACACGAGGCCCAACUCCAGCUACUCUCCAGAGCAAGACAAGCAAAUCUCCCUCCUCUACAAUGUCUUCACAGCCCUGCUCAACCCCAUGGUCUACAGUCUGAGAAAUAAGGACAUUAAGAGGGCUUUUCUUAAGGUAAUGGGACGUGGUAGGGUGGCCUGGUGA
This is a messenger RNA of Marmota flaviventris (yellow-bellied marmot), 948 nucleotides long. RefSeq names its product olfactory receptor 2A12-like. Gene Ontology annotation, biological process: G protein-coupled receptor signaling pathway. Gene Ontology annotation, cellular component: membrane. NCBI's taxonomy places the organism in Eukaryota, Metazoa, Chordata, Mammalia, Rodentia, Sciuridae. Gene Ontology annotation, molecular function: G protein-coupled receptor activity; olfactory receptor activity. The record is from RefSeq and is a predicted model, not a curated record.